CUACCAAAUUUUCUUGACAUUUCAGAUCACUAAUUGAACACACUCUGUCGAAUAGUGAAAUUUACGCUUACAGCAUUUGUGCGGGAAACUACGAAACAUUUGAGUCAGCAGUAAGUUAAUGUUUAUCUGCAAGAAGAGGAAGUAAAAUAAUGGAGGCUAUUUCUGAACGCAAUUUAGAAAAGUGGAAUAAUCUAAGCGAUUUCGAUAAACUGGAAUUUUUAAAUCAUCCACUCAACCCACCGGAUUGUAUAUUUGUAGUUGGAAUAGCAGAAAAAGAAAUACAGCGUAUACCAUGUCAUAAAAGAGUAUUGAUGGAUGUAUCUUCAGUUUUUGCUACAAUGUUUGAUGGAAAAUACUUGGAGUCUGAGCCUAAUUGCGAAAUUCGCUUAGACGAUGUAGAACCAAUUGCAUUCAAACAAUUCAAACACUGUAUUUAUUACGGCAAAAAACCAAUUUUAAACUCUCUAAAUGAUUGUCUGCAGUUGGCUUAUUUAAGUCUAAAAUAUAUGUUUGAUUCAUUCCUAAACGAGUGUCUUGCUGUGAUAAAGGAGAGGAUGCAAAAUGUGACCAUUUUGAAUUUGGCAGAAUUUUUUAAUUCUCCACCUUUUAUUACUCAACGCGAUUUGAUUCAGUCAAUAAAGUUAACGAGAGAGAACAAUGAUUUGCUUCGAACUUCUCAGGUAUACAAUAUACCUGCACCAAGAUUUAUAAUGCUUAUGGACAAACUUUCAUCUCUACUUUCUAAAUCAGAACUUUUCCAAAUGGUUGAGAAUUAUGUUGAAAAAAAUUAUAUGCUGAAACAGGCGAACAAUAUGGAUUUGAAUAACGGAAAAUUUUCGUGUUUAGUUCAGCAUAUAAUUGACACGCUAUUGGCAAAUAUUAAUAUUUUAAAUAUGAGCGCAAAAGAAUUCUGCGCUGGGCCAUUGCACUGUUCUUUCAUAGAUACGCCCACAAAGCUGGACUUACUGGUAUCAAUAAGCAAAGGUAUAGUGGAAAAAGGCAUUGGCAAAAAUAAUACAACAAUACAUAAUUGUCCAAUUUGGACAUAAUAAUGA
Teleopsis dalmanni is the source of this 1055-nucleotide messenger RNA. RefSeq lists its product as uncharacterized. The record is from RefSeq and is a predicted model, not a curated record. The transcript is spliced from 3 exons. Lineage: Eukaryota; Metazoa; Arthropoda; Insecta; Diptera; Diopsidae. Gene Ontology annotation, cellular component: cytosol; P-body. Gene Ontology annotation, molecular function: protein binding. Gene Ontology annotation, biological process: neurogenesis. The coding region runs from base 150 to 1049 and encodes 299 amino acids.